AUGUGCAAAUGUACAGCAAGACUAGAUGGAAAAAUUGUUCUAGUAACUGGUGGAAACUCAGGUAUAGGGUUUGAAACAGCCAAAGAUAUGGCGAACCGAGGUGCCAGAGUCAUUAUUGCCGAUGUGAAUAAUGCUGAACAGUCCGUACGAAGCAUCGUAGAAACUACAGGUAAUAAGUCAGUGGAAUAUCGACACGUGGAUCUGGCUGAUUUUAAAAGCGUCCGAGCUUUUGCUGAAGACAUAAACAAAACAGUCGAUCAUUUGGAUAUUUUAGUCAAUAACGCCGGAUGUUUUUCUAACAAGAACAAUUUUACCAAAGACGGGGUGGAAUUAACAAUGCAAGUUAAUUAUUUGGGACCGUUUCUAUUGACUUAUAUUUUGUUGGAAUCGUUGGCUAAAUCAAAAAGUCGUAUAGUGAUCGUUUCAUCUGGGCUAUACUAUAAAGGAGAGGUAGACCUACAGGAUCUGCGUGGACUUAAAACUAAAUCCAGUUUAAAGCGUUACAUGAACAGUAAAUUAUGUACAGUAUUAUGGACAAAGGGUUUAGUCAAAAAAAUGCCCCAGAACGUAUCCGCCUUUUGUUUGCAUCCUGGAAUGGUAAGAACGAAUAUUUUGAAGCAAUUGAAUAUAUCUCUUGAAAGGUAUAUGAAUGUGUUAUUUGGAUUUUUAGUAAAGUCAUCAUAUGAGGGUGCACAAACUAUUAUUCAUGCUUGUAUAGCUCCCAACAUAGAAAAAAUGUCCGGAGGUUACUUUUCCGAUUGUGAAUUAAAGCCGACAGUAAAGUUAAAGAAUGAGGAGGCUCUUGUUGAGGAUCUCUGGAACACGACUAUCUUAUUUUUAAAGCAACAUGCUGCCUAA
Messenger RNA from Zerene cesonia (dogface butterfly), 858 nucleotides. Its product is annotated as retinol dehydrogenase 11-like. The transcript has a single exon. The coding region runs from base 1 to 858 and encodes 285 amino acids. NCBI's taxonomy places the organism in Eukaryota, Metazoa, Arthropoda, Insecta, Lepidoptera, Pieridae. The record is from RefSeq and is a predicted model, not a curated record.